Ochotona curzoniae (black-lipped pika) is the source of this 6207-nucleotide messenger RNA. RefSeq names its product sphingosine-1-phosphate lyase 1 (gene SGPL1). Gene Ontology annotation, cellular component: endoplasmic reticulum. Lineage: Eukaryota; Metazoa; Chordata; Mammalia; Lagomorpha; Ochotonidae. The transcript is spliced from 14 exons. Gene Ontology annotation, biological process: carboxylic acid metabolic process; sphingolipid catabolic process. Bases 159 to 1865 code for a protein of 568 amino acids. The record is from RefSeq and is a predicted model, not a curated record. Gene Ontology annotation, molecular function: sphinganine-1-phosphate aldolase activity; pyridoxal phosphate binding.
GCCGGAUCGGGUCUUGACAUCCGACUGGGCAGAGGGGGAGCUCUCUGCUUUGGGGUCUGGGCAAGCCAGCUGGGCGCAGCUGGACCGGGUCUGGCUUUGCGAGUGAGCAGACGUGUUUGCCUUUGACAGAGCCGAGUGAGAGGACGUGAACCGAGGAGAUGCCGAGUUCCGACCUGCUCACGUUGAAGGCCUUUGAGCCUUACUUUGAGAUUUUGGAAGCAUACUCCGUAAAAGCAAAGAAUUACGUUAAUGGGCAUUGCACUAAGUACGAGCCCUGGCAGCUGAUUGCAUGGAGCGUUCUGUGGACUCUGCUGGUGGUCUGGCUCUAUGACUUUAUCUUCCAGCCGGAAAGUUUGUGGUCAAGAUUUAAAAAGAAAUGGUUUAAGCUCACCAGAAAGAUGCCAAUCAUUGGCCGCAAGAUUGAAGACAAGUUGAACAAGACCAAGGAUGAUAUUAGCAAGCACUUGUCCUUCCUGAAAGUGAACAAAGAGUACGUGAAAGCUCUGCCCUCCCAGGGGCUGAGCCCAUCUGCAGUUCUGGAGAAACUCAAGGAGUACAGCUCAAUGGAUGUCUCCUGGCAAGAGGGGAAAGCCUCUGGAGCGGUGUACAAUGGCGAGGAGAAGCUCACCGAGCUGCUCGUCAAGGCUUAUGGAGACUUUGCAUGGAGUAAUUCACUACAUCCAGAUAUCUUUCCAGGAUUGCGCAAGAUAGAGGCUGAAAUUGUGAGAAUGGCCUGUUCCCUGUUCAAUGGAGGACCAGAUUCCUGUGGAUGUGUAACCUCAGGGGGCACAGAAAGCAUACUGAUGGCCUGCAAAGCUUAUCGGGACCUGGCUAGAGAGAAGGGGAUCAAAACUCCAGAGAUUGUGGCUCCCGUAAGUGCUCAUGCUGCAUUUGACAAAGCAGCCAAUUAUUUUGGCAUGAAGAUUGUGCGGGUCCCACUGGACAAGAUGAUGGAGGUGGACGUGCGGGCAAUGAGAAGAGCCAUUUCCAAGAACACAGCCAUGCUCGUCUGUUCUGCUCCACAGUUUGGUCACGGCACGAUUGAUCCCAUCCCCGAAGUGGCCAAGCUGGCUGUCAAAUACAAAAUCCCUCUGCAUGUGGAUGCGUGUCUCGGGGGCUUCCUCAUUGUCUUCAUGGAGAAAGCAGGGUAUCCAUUGGAUCGGCCGUUUGACUUCCGGGUGGAAGGUGUGACCAGCAUUUCAGCCGAUACCCAUAAGUAUGGCUACGCCCCAAAAGGCUCCUCCGUGGUGCUGUACAGUGAGAAGAAGUACAGGAAUUACCAGUUCUUCGUUAGCACGGAUUGGCAGGGUGGCAUCUAUGCUUCUCCAAGCAUCGCAGGCUCCCGGCCUGGGGGCAUCAGUGCAGCCUGUUGGGCUGCCUUGAUGUACUUCGGUGAGAGUGGCUACGUUGAGUCUACCAAACAGAUCAUCAAAACGGCUCGGUUCCUCAAGUCAGAACUGGAAAAUAUCAAAGGCAUCUUUGUUUUUGGGAAUCCUCAGUUGUCAGUCAUCGCUCUGGGUUCCCGUGAAUUUGACAUCUUCCGACUUUCUAACCUGAUGACUGCUAAGGGCUGGAAUUUGAACCAGUUGCAGUUCCCGCCCAGUAUUCAUUUCUGCAUCACAUUAGUACACACCCGGAAGCGAGUAGCCACCCAGUUCCUAAAGGAUGUCCGGGAAUCUGUCACCCAAAUAAUGAAGAACCCUAAAGCAAAGACCACAGGAAUGGGUGCCAUCUACGGCAAUGCCCAGACCAUCAUUGACAGGAAUUUGGUUGCGGAACUGACAUCGGUCUUCCUGAACAGCCUGUACAGCACAGACACGAUCGCCCAGGGCCCCCAGAUGAAUGGGGCUCCAGAACCCCGCUGAGCCAGCACCUGUCUGGCCCACAGGGGCCUCUGACCUUCAGAAGGUUCUAGGGGGUAUGGAAGAGCCAUGCACAACUUUGGCAUCUGGUCUUGACCUGGAGCACAACCAGAUAGACCUUAAGACAACUUGAACCUCAGGAUUCCUGUCCCUCUUUUUGUUGUCUUUCUGUGGUUUCUAAUUUAAAUGCCCCAGGGAUUCUGUCACAUAAUGAAUUUGCCCUUGUUAUAGAUGUUACCCUAGGAAUUACUUUAACCUCUUCCUUCUCUAACUUCCCUCUGAGCUUCCCUCACCAAUGGUGUAGCAGCUCUGCCCUGUGGGAUGUGAGAGCCUCCUGGAGCUUCUCUGUUAAGACUUUGCAGGGUUGGGGCUGGUCCAUCACAGAUGGUUCCCAGGUGGCGUGGGCACUAAGUAGGGACUCCUCCAACACUCUGCUCCAGGGUAGGCUAGCUCUCUGGCUCAGCGUGUCUCUCUCUCUUCUCGUGACUGCUUUUACUUCUCUAGGAUGCAGCUUAAUCAGCUGUUGUUCUCUGUUAGGAGUGGAGUGCAUGAGCCACCUGCCCCAGUCUCCCAGAGCAGAGUUGAAUACACCGGUUGUACCUUUCUGUACCUGCAAAGCCCCCUUGGACACUCAGUUGCCACCGUCUUUGGAGACUGUUGUUUGCAACCAGGUUCCCUUUAGUUUUUUGGAUUGUGACAAGAAUGCAGUUUCUAGAGACUUUACAACUUUCUGGCAAGACAUUGCUUCCCUGAAUUGGCAGUUACUGCUGCACACCUGAAACAUCUCCUGGCCAGAACAGAGACUAGUUUCUCUGCUUUUCUGAACAUCCCAGUAGCUAGAGCAUGCAGGUCCGAAUACAUGUCACCGAAGUUGGCGGCGGUCCUUGCACCCCCACUGCCUUAAGCUGCCAUGUCCUGAAAUGAUGUCUACAUGAGGGGACAGCUCAGAGCACCUCUACCAGUGGCCGUGACUUGCCUUAGGUGGGUGUGGGGAGAAGUGGGAGAGUCUCUUUCUUUCUCUAUGCUUGUCCCACUCUCCCCUUUGCUCAGCUCCCAGAGGCACUGCAGCAGUCUCGCCUUGGAUAUUGGACUUCCCGGCCCCAGCCGUGGGGGAGCAGUGCAGGAUGAGGUUACAUUUUGGAACAGGACAGCAAGUAGUUAUGUGGCCCCAAGCUGGAAUUCCUUCCCUGAGACUCAGGGUGGUGCAGGGACAGGAGCAUCCCUGCACCUACUUCCUGCCUUCUUCUCCCCUGUCUGGGUGCCUGAUCCAGCCGAAGCCACCAUCCUAUCAUGACGUCAUAUCAUGUGCCUUUAUCCUCGGCUGUGAGCAGGCACCAGGGCAAUGGACCCAACUGCGAGGUUUCUGCCUGGGUCAGCAAGGACUUAGGAAAAGUGAGGAGAAACUUUCCUCAGGGACUCUGGAACAUUCAGCCUCUCUAAGUUGCUCACCUCUAGUUUUUCACCACAGGCCUCCUGGUGGGGGAGAACCUUUACUCCCAGACCUUACAUUAAUCCUCAGCACACUUGUCUGGCUGUCCUUGAGCACUGUACUUGUCACCUGUUGACUGGGGUGAGCUGCACAGGGCCUUAUAAUUCUGGGGUGUGUGUGUGUGUGUGUGUGUGUGUGUGUGUGUGUGUUGGGGAGGGAGUGCAUUUCUUUCCUGGUUGCUCUGUAGUACUGUGUAGGUACCAAGAUUCUGUAUAUGAGAGAGAGAGAGGAUGAGAGAGAGGCUGGGAACCCUUAGGACAUGGGUGUCACACGGUUGCUGAACUGGCAGGCACCUGCUUGAGAGGGUAUGACUAGUCAGAUGCAUGCAAGGCCUGUCUCAGGCCUCCAGAGCAGCACAGAGGCAGGCACCCUCAAGGAUGUACUGAUGCUUGCCAGUGUCUCCCCAAGGACCAGACCUCUGAGCCCCUCCUGUCCUCUGUGCUGGGGCAGCAUUGGUGUCCCAGGGCUCAUGGUGUUUUUCAAAGGGACCUACUGUAGCCACUUUACAAUUUACAGCCUUAAUGCACUUAAUGACUUAAUGCAUUGGCAGACUUUAUUUUGUGUAUGUUGGUGUCUGCACACAGUCAUCCCUCGGCUGUGGUCCACACAGGUGGCCAGGGUGUCUCCACACUAUCAUUAGACUGGCAGAUGUCCCUCUGGCUUCUGCAAACUGUACUGUCUUCAUUCUUCAUUAGAACUAGUCAUGUGAAUAUAUUGCCAUGUGACUUUUAUUAAGACCAGUUUUAUACUUGGAAAAUGGUACUUACUUCUUUUAAAUUUUCUUUAUCUUCUCUAGCCUUCUCUCUCCUAUUUCCAUGCUCCUUUCCUAAUUCAGCAAUAAUAUCUCUAAAAGCAAUUAAAUAAUUAAGUGUCUCAGAUUGUAAACCUUGUGUAUGGUUGCGUUUGUUGAUUUACUUGGGUACAUAGAUCACAACAUGGGAUGGUGGCUGUUGUUGAAGAGCUGUGCGAGAGCUCCCCCUGGUGGUGAAAUGGUUCUGUUUAGCCACAGAUACAAAGUGAGUCGUGACUGAGGACUGUACCUUUUAGUAGGUAUCUAGCGGACUGGUCUCCACACCAGUAGUGGUGGGCACACCUGUUUUAGCAAGUUUAGGAAGACAUCCUUACUGUCUAUGACAAUAUGCUCACUUCUCAGCCUCCAGCCUGUAUUACUGACUCAUCUCGGAGGCCACAGUAUCUGGGAUGCUUAUAGGUGCUCUAUUAAGUUGUAAGCCCCACUAUCUUCUCUUUGGUUCUCAGUAGCUGGGAGCAGGUUUCAGCUGGACCCAGCAAAAGCAGAGAUGAUGACUGAGGCCAGCUAUCACCUGGAUGGGCAAAAGCCUUUAAAAAAAAAAAAAGAUUUACUUAUAUAUUUGAAAGGCAGAGUGACAGAGAGAUCUUCAGUAUGCUGAUUCACUACCCAGAUGGCUGCAGUGGCCAAGGCUGGGCCAUACACAGGUUAGGAAUGGAGAACUCCAACCAAGUCUCUGACCUGAGUGUCUGGGAACCACGUGUUGGCGUCAUCUUCCCCUGCUUUGCCAGGCACAGUUAGCAGGAAAGUAGAUUGUGAGUGGAGCAGCUGGGACACAGGCUGGUUCUCUGAUGCCGGACGCUGGCAUCCCAUGCAGUGACUUUACCCAGUGUGGUACAAUGCUGGCUUUUCCUUGGAAUCUUCUUUGCCUUGUUUUCUCUUGUGUUUUCUUCCUUCUCAUAAUUUAUUUUCUCCUCAAUGUCCUCCUCUGUAAUUUUAAUUGUUUGGAUUAACUUUAGAAUAAACUUUAUUUCUAAGUGAGUUUUUGUCCCAUAUGAAGAUACUUUAGCCAACUGUGAUGCUGUCUGUGUUGGCAUUGUUCAACCCUUGAUCCACAGCAAAGCAGGAAGAUGUAUCUCUGUGCCUGUCCCCCAGUCCCUAAAUGAAAGCACACUUGAAAAAUCUAGGAGCAGAGCAGGUGAGAGACCAGCGCCAUGUGUUGUUGAUGUUGAACUUUGCAGAGAUGUUGCCAUCAGCAUAGGUAUUAACAGUCUUGUACUAGCAUGUUGGCUAGGAAAGAGUGUCCUGCCAUUCUUACUGUCCAUGACAGUAUGCUUACUUCUCAGUCACCACCGUGUGUCUUUCCUGGCCAUUUUGGAGGCUGCUGACUCAUCAGGGCCGAUGGUUCACAUUGUCAGUUGCUUGCUCCAAAUCCCUGUGGCCAUUGGUGAGUUAACUUGGUCCUUAGGCAGGACUUGUAGGUUGGGAGUCACAGGUAGGAGCAUUAGGAGAUGGGUUGGUCCGUCUGUUUGCAUCAGGGCAUAUGUGGAAUGAUGGCAUGUGACAUGCACACUGCCUGUUCCCAACAAUAGCUCAUGAGUGGCUGGCUCAGGACCUACAGGAACCAGCUCCGUUAUUGCUGAAAUAGUCAACAGUCUGUCAGCUCCUACAUGCUGCCUCCAUCAUCUCACUAGUGGAAUUAACACAGGUGACCCCUGAGACCUUUGCUAUAGUUCUAAGAAACUAUAGAAACCAUCAGGAUUGAAAGUCAGCAUACGAAGGCACAUCAUAUUAAAAGAUUUUAUUUUCAUGCAAAAAUAAUAGAAACUCAACCAGUGUCUUCAUAAUUUUUCCUUUUGAUUAUCCUUUCUGUGCAUAGCUUUAACAAUAUAAACUUAUCUAUGUUUCUAUUUUCAGUUAAUUUUUGCAAACACUCUCCAUUAGGGUUCUCCAGAGAAAUAGAAGCAGUAUCCGCAGUGAAAGAAGGGGAUGUUAAAUAAGGAGCUAGCUCAUCUGAUUCUGAGUCUCAAGGUCUGCAUUUGGAAGCUGGAGACCCAAGAGAAGUGACCAUGUCCUUCCAAGGACCAUGUCCUUCAGAGGCCUGAAGA